CUAUAAAACAUCCGAGGACUGACACAGAGUGUGUCCGUGUUAGGGCCACCAUGUGGCAUGGGAGGCUACCUGUCCACAGAGAGUGAGGGAGACGGACACUGUCAGGGCCUAAAGACAGAUAGAUUCACGUGAGAGUGUUGGUGGGACGAGCUCUGGUGUGCGGCUACGAUGGACGGGUCAGUCAGGACACGAGGAGUACAUUUGUCCAAAAAGUAGUUCAGUUACGGUAGAGAGGGAGCCGGAUAGGAAAGGGUAUUGUGAUUAUUGUUAUUAUUAUUAUUAGUAUUGUUGCUUAUCUUUAGUUUGUGGUGAGUUAGGUUGAAUUCAGCAGGUGGCGGUAAUGCGACUUUAUGGACACUAACAGCCGAUAAACUCAACAGAAGGAGAAGAAGAAAGUUGAGCAACAGCUGCAGCUACGGUGCUAGUUACUGUACAAACUACUGAGUUAGCACCCACCGGCAAACCGCUAAUGCACAACGAUGGGUUAAUAAAAAGGAUUAGAGUCGACAGUGUUGUGUGUGCACAUACAUAAACUGCAGCUGUAGCUGAAACUUAUUCUAUUUUGUCGCCAUGUCCUCCGGAAAGCGUAAAAGCUCCUACAAAGAUAUAAAAUGUGUUUUCUUUCCCGAUGAUGUUGAAAAUGGUUUACAAAAGGUGAGGAGAGAGCCAUCAUCACUUUCUUCUGUGUCCGUCGCAAAGAGCUGGGAGACAUGUGGGGACAGUUUUCUGGACACUCCUGUGAUGAAGAAGCUCAAGUCAUCAGGGAGGAAACUGUCUGACAUCAGAAAGUUGGCUCAGUCUCCUGCUUUUGUGCAGAGCAGCGCUGUUCACUGUAAUGAGGACCCAGUGCACAUUGCGUGGAGCUCCAGCGACAGUGAACAGUCUGAUGAUGAGAUACAGGAGCAGCAUCUCGCCAGAGUCGCGGCUCAGCAGCAACAACGUCCCCAGAGACCAGGGAGACCCACAGCUCCCGUUCAGUCGUACGCCAGAGCGCUGCGCAUGCUCAGCACUGAUAGAGAUGACCUUCCUGUUAUUGACACAGACAGUGAUGUGGGUGAAUGUGAGGAAGAAGUUGAAAAGGACAGUGGGCAACAGAUCUCUGACUGUGAGUCAGAGUCUGCUGAAGAAAAACCAGAAGAUCUGACUCUUAAACCUACAAAUAUGCCGGAGCUGGAGAUCUCAGGCUAUGCUUCUGAUGGUGAGAAUAUUGACAGCACAAUGACUCCGAGCAGACCAGACUCUGAGAGCUCUCCUCUCCAAACUGGUGAGGGCAGCAAAAGGUCAGUCAGUGACUGGGUCAGAUCUGCUCAGGCGAUGCUGCAGACGCCUCAGAAACCGCAGCACAAGAGGGAGUCCAAGACCCCUGAAGACUCCGCCAAAAAGAAAAGGAAAUUUCAAAGCGGAGGUCUUGCUGAGAGGCUGAAUCGACUGCAGUGCAGACAGAGGUCAGCUGUGAGCUUCUGGAGGCACCAGUCCAUCUCUGACUCCUCAACAACAGCAGUGGACAGGCCUGGCGUGCUGGUGCUGGAGGUGCUGGAGGUUCAGGAGGAGUGCAGCAUGCAACUGGCGCACUGUGAGCACCACCAGCCUCCCGGAGAGGGCCACCAACACACUCACCCUCGCUGUGAGGAAAAUGCUCGUGUGCUGGUGCUGUUCAACAGAGAGACGGCAGCCCAGCUGGUUCCUACACCCAAAGAUAUCAUCCACAUAUACCCGCCAUGGCAAAGUCUGUCCAUAGAGGGUUUCAGCUGUGAUAUUAUUCUGAACACACACUUCAGCCAGAAAGUCUGCUCUGCUACCAAACCAGCCGACACGUCUGCACCUAUAGGCCUGCUCUCAGCAAAAAGGUGCAACCCGUAUUCUCUCUGCAAAAUAUUUGGACUGCUGGAGGAAUGCAGAACUACAGAGGAGAUCACUGCCAAACAGGUUGCUGCCUCAGAAGCUCUGUGCAGUUUUGGAGGUUCAGGAGUUUUGACGAGACACUGCCUCUCGCUCCUGGAAGUGAUUGAGGGGCUGGGCCAGGCUGGCUGUGUGGGACAGGACGUGGAGGUGGUGAUCCAGAGAGUUUACUCCAUCCCUGUGCCUGACUGCUCUCCUGUGUCCAUCCUCAAGCCCAGACCUCCCUCCGCUCCUCCUCCUGCAGAAAAAGGCAGAACCAGGCUCUGUGUGCUCGUCCAGGAUAGCUACGGGAUGUUCAGCGUGGUCCAGCUCCACCUCCUGCCCUGCAAGGACGACCUCCACCAGUACUGCGACAUGUGGCAGGGGAGGACCUGCAUGCUGAGAGGCAUUAAAGUGGUACAGCGGGUCACGCGAGAAAGGCGCACCAGGCUUUUCAGCUUGAUAGACAGUCUGUGGCCCCCAGUGAUGCCUCUUAAACAUCAUGGAAACACACCCAGUAUGUCCAGUGAAAGUAGAGCUGCAGGUCCGGCUCCGAGCUUCUGCUACCUGCUGUCUGGCCAGGAGAGCUCAGUUGAACCCUCUGAGGAGCAAACUGUGUCCUCUCUUUAUCUUCCGCCCACAAAACAAACCUUGCGAGACAUACUGCAGAGUGAGCUUAAAACCAGUCGCUGCACUUUUGUUGCAACUGUUCUACACAAGAGAAUAUUGCAGAGCAGUGAUGUAGGCCAGGGUGAAGUUUGGUUGGUGCUGACAGACCCCAGCCUUCAGAAGGAGCAGCCAGAGAGGCCGUGCAGGCGAACGGUGGCCCUGUGUGUGAGCGCUUCCUGUGUGCUCAUUUCCUCUGUCCUCGAAGCACUAAAUUCCCCCGCUGCCUGUCGCAUGUCAUUCAGAGAUGCCAUCAGAGAACAUGGUGUUCUCCUGUGUGUGGAGCAGUCAGUUGUUGAGAUGUGCUCUGUGGAUCCUGAAGGCCAUCCUCUGUCCUCAGCUGUACCUGAGUCACUCUCACAGUCGCUAUCUGAGCCUCAGGCGGAGACCCUGCCCCAACCUGUGAGACUGGAUCCCUUGAGUCCUGAGAUCACACCCAACUCGCUCUGCUCUCUCUCAGGAGUGAUAGUUGGUGUGGACGAGAGCACUGCUUAUUCCUGGCCGGCCUGCAACCAUUGUGGAAGUGACAACUUAGAGUUGUCCGCAGAAAGACCUCAAAACUUCCACUGUGUUUCUUGUCAUUCGGAGGUGGACAAGCCAGACAGGAAGAUUCAACUGGAAGUGUUCCUGAGUUCUUCAUUAAGUAAUUGCACUUUAAAAGUUAAGCUGCAGAGAAAGACGAUCAUGUCCAUCCUGAACACUGCAGCACUGGAGGGUCAUGAGUUCCCAGGUUACGAUGUAGAGAAUGUCCUGGGAAAAGAGGUGGGCCCCCUCGCCGCUUACGUCCGAGUCGUCACCAGGAAACCUGCCCUCUGGAUCGGCCUGGAAGAAAUCUGCAUCUGAGGCUGUCAGGGCAAGUAAGCUAAUGAUAUCAAUCCUCAGACCUAAGCCAAGGAUCUGCACACUAAAGGCCUUGCUGUGAGCCAGUUCAGCCUCCUCCUCCUCCUCCUCCUCCUCCUCCUCCUCCUCCUCCUGCUCCCCCUCUGCAGGCCUCCCUGACAGCUUGAGGCUGUGCUGAAGUGAACGGGCUGCAAGCAGACAAGGUCUUGUUUGUGUUAAUGAUAUGUGAUCCUGUGGACCAGGAGUUGACAGCCCAAGGGUAGACCAGUGGCAUGCAGUCUGUCAAAGCAGCCCACGUGGUUCAUCAACUGGGGAUUUUUGGACUUUUGUCUGUUUUCUGAAGUCCAAAAAAACUUUUUUUUCCUCCAAUUUAUCUACCUCUGUAUAUAAGAUAACCAACGUGUCAAUAAAAGUUGUGUUUUUG
Molecule: messenger RNA, 3808 nt
Organism: Plectropomus leopardus (leopard coralgrouper)
Lineage: Eukaryota; Metazoa; Chordata; Actinopteri; Perciformes; Serranidae
Gene: spidr
Product: scaffold protein involved in DNA repair
Biological process (GO): regulation of establishment of protein localization to chromosome; double-strand break repair via homologous recombination
Cellular component (GO): nucleoplasm; nuclear chromosome
Source: RefSeq, a predicted model, not a curated record